CGGGCCGCCGGCGACAGUUGGAGGCUCGGGCGGGAAACUCGAGCCGCGGGUGAAGCCUCUGCUCCGGCGAAUGGGCGCCUUAGUGUUCGCUUCCAGUGGAUAGAAGCGCUCUCCUCACAGAGGCCACAGAGACCCCCCACCCCACACACACACCCACACACACACUGUAUACCCGGCAGGGCAUCCGAAGAAGAUGACGACGAGGGUCACGCGAGAGCUGCUGCUCGCAAAGGGGACUCCGAAAUGCGCGCACUUGAGACACGUCAAGAAGAUCGACCUUUCUAAUCUGCAGCUGAGCACAAGUGAUUUGGAUCCACGGUUGCUUUCGCAGAUGACGAGGCUGAAAGAACUGAACGUGUCGGGAAAUCUGUUGAGUGAGAUUCCACCCAAUUUGGGACUUGUCGAGCUGCGAGUCCUCAACUGUGCCAAUAAUCAGCUGGAGGAUAUUAUGUCACUGAGCCAGUUCCCACACCUCGAGGAUCUCAUCUAUGAAGACAACUUGUAUUUGACAAUUAGCGACCACUACAAGAUGAUGUAUAUGUUGUCGAAUCUGCAACGCAUCAAUGGAAAGGAUAUAACAUCCAGUGCAAAUCACCUGAGGUUCGUCAACAGCCGAGAACUAAUGGCUCGAGUAACUUCUUUUUGGGAGAAAAACUAUAAGGACCAGUUCUCAGAUCCACCCAGCCCUGAGGAGAUAAGAGAGGUUGGGAAAGCCUUUGUGAAAUCUGCAGUGGCUAAAGUUAAUUAUGGGCCAAAUUCCCUACGUGAAUUUACAAAAUGGAGGGUGGAAACGAUUGCAACUGAACUUGUGGCCUCUCUGGAACAGAAUGAGAAGGAAGAGGCCUCGGACUCCGAGGAGAAUAAAAGUGAGGAGGAGGAGGAUGAAGAUGAUAUUAAUGUUAAUUUUGAGAAAUAUCAGAAUGACAGCAAAGACACACCCAGGAAGAGUAUGAGAAUUCAGCAUCAGAGAGAAGGACAAAUGCUCUCCACACCUCAGAGCUCUAAGUCGAGGAGUGGAGUUGCAAAGCAAAAUGAAACCAGAACAAGUCUCAGAAAGAGAAAUCACUCCAUGACACCAGGGACCCUGGCUGAAGAGAAGAGGACUCCAAGAAAGAAAUCAAAGUGCAAGACACCAAUUGCUCUGGAACCUUUACAUUUUCUACAGAGUCACAGCAAGAAUAACAAUCCUGACGAUUUCAGCACCCAGUUGUGGGCCUGUGCCUUUGAACCAGAAUCCAACAGCACUCAAAUUCUAGAUGCAGGGCUGCAGUCGUCUCGCACUGUUGCUACAUGUGGAGGGGAUUCUGUCUGUGUCAUCGACUGUGAGACUGGGAAGGUCCAGCACAAGUACAAAUCUAUGGGAGAGGAGUUCUUCUCCUUGGCAUGGACUACCUUGACUGUGGUUGACAAGGGUCAUAGACGGAAACUCAACAUCUUGGCUGUAGGCGGACGGAAAGGCGUAGUUAAAUUGAUUCACACAAGGGUGAAUUACUGUUAUGGACAGAUAAAGGCCCAUAAGAAGCCAAUAUCUACCCUUUGCUUCAACCCAAAGAGGGAGACCUUCCUCUUCACUGGGUCCUACGAUGAAAGCAUCAUCUUGUGGGAUAUUGGUGUGCCAGACUGUGAUUAUAACUUCAAAGUCAGUCAAUUGCUGACUUUGAAAGUUUGUUCGACUCCGUUGAGGGUGAGCCUCGUCCCAACGUGUCCUGAUCAGUAUUUAGUGGCUGCGUCUGAUAAUGGCUGUUUUGCCUGGGAUAUAACGCUCUCAAAACGUGAUGGCAAAAGACAAAUCGAGAUGGAGUUUGUGUUUCCAAUUUAUGAGGACGAAGAUGCUGAUGGUAACUUCCAUAUGGUUGAUUCCUUGGCUUUCUGCAAUCAAGAUCUUGUGGCCUCCAAGAACUUGAUGCAAGGAUCAAUCUAUCUGUGGAGCUGGAGUCGAACGCUAAAAGCUCGGAGGAAACAAAGUAAGAAAGUGAAUGCAGUGAUUCUCUGGGAGAUGGAGUGGUCCAAGACAGAUGUGCCCUAUAUCUCCCUCUUUACCUGCCCAGAGGAAAAUCGUAUCCUGUGUGGGGAUGAGAAGGGGGAUGUUUGGAUGUAUGAACUGCCUGAGUUCAGCAAGGAAGAGAAGACUUCUGGAACUAAGUUCUCACCAACACAGAUUCUGCAAUGGCCGGCUGUGAGGGUACAAGGGAACAUAAUCGAAGGCAGCUUGAUAAACAGUGUGACCACAGACCCAGGAUUUAGGUACCUGAUAGCAAUAACGGACAAGAACAUUAUCGCCAUUUGGAAAAGAACAUGAUCAGCCAAAAGAACCGAGCAUCACCAGUUCUGUAGGAGGCUAAUCGGACACCUUGACUACAGAAGGAUCAAUCUGAUCAUAUCUGGUAUUGGAGUGCCUUAUGAUCUUGCAUCAGAAUGUCUUCAUCAAAAGAAAUGUACCUUUUUAAAAACGUUCAGCUAAAAGGUUUGUUAAAUGACUAAUAAUAAUGAUUCUUGCAUUUGAUAUAGCGCCUUAUCACAAUU
Molecule: messenger RNA, 2523 nt
Organism: Callorhinchus milii (elephant shark)
Lineage: Eukaryota; Metazoa; Chordata; Chondrichthyes; Chimaeriformes; Callorhinchidae
Gene: lrwd1
Product: leucine-rich repeats and WD repeat domain containing 1
Exons: 16
Coding region: 194-2299 (701 amino acids)
Biological process (GO): establishment of protein localization to chromatin; chromatin organization
Cellular component (GO): nuclear origin of replication recognition complex
Molecular function (GO): chromatin binding; protein binding
Source: RefSeq, a predicted model, not a curated record